Messenger RNA from Clonostachys rhizophaga, 1803 nucleotides. The record is from the annotation of a GenBank genome assembly. Lineage: Eukaryota; Fungi; Ascomycota; Sordariomycetes; Hypocreales; Bionectriaceae.
AUGUCGACGAUACAGCAACUUAAGAAUUUUAUCCGUCAUGGCAAACAAGCCCGAGCUCCCAACUUUAACGAGGAGCCUGCCCGCAAACAUGACUCUGCGCCACAAGCACCCAAGGCGGCCGUGACGACGAUGCCCGAUAGCGAACCCCAGUUAGACCAUGCACCCCAGGCACAGCCGCUGAAUGUCUACUCGGAAGCACCCGGCGACGCACAGAACCGAGCUGCGCAAGCUGCCCACGCUGCUGCCCAUCAUGUGGAGCCAGCGCAGCAAGUCCAGAAUAAGACGGCCGCCAAGAGCAAGCGCGUCGAUGAGUCGAAUCUUGCCAAGCUGAUCGCCGAAGAGAAUGCGAGCAAGAGCAAAUUCCCGCGGUAUCCGGGCCUAGAGCGCUGGGAGCUGGUCGAGAAGAUGGGCGACGGAGCCUUCAGUAAUGUCUAUCGGGCCAAGGACUUGCAAGGAGACCUCGGCGAGGUUGCGAUCAAGGUUGUUCGCAAGUACGAAAUGAAUAAUAUGCAGCGCUCAAACAUUUUGAAAGAAGUACAAAUCAUGCGUCAACUUGACCAUCCCAACAUCAUCAAGCUGGUCGAGUUCGCAGAGUCGCGACAGUACUACUACAUCGUUCUUGAGCUAGCUCCAGGCGGCGAGCUCUUCCAUCAAAUUGUUCGCCUGACGUAUUUCAGCGAGGAGCUGUCUAGGCAUGUCAUUGUCCAAGUUGCCAAGGCGCUUGAAUACUUGCAUGAGGAGAAGGGUGUUGUUCAUCGUGAUAUCAAACCUGAGAAUAUCCUCUUCAACCCAAUUCCAUUUGUUCCCUCCAAAGUCCCCAAGCCGAAGCAGCCCGGUGAUGAGGAUAAGGUGGAUGAAGGUGAAUUCAUCGCUGGCCAAGGUGCCGGUGGUAUUGGCCAGAUCAAAAUUGCCGAUUUCGGUCUCUCCAAGAUUGUCUGGGAUAACCAAACUAUGACACCCUGCGGCACCGUAGGAUACACCGCACCAGAAAUUGUGAAAGAUGAGCGUUACUCCAAGUCGGUCGACAUGUGGGCUCUUGGAUGUGUGCUGUACACUCUACUCUGUGGCUUCCCACCUUUCUAUGACGAGAGUAUUGAGGUACUCACAGAGAAGGUUGCCAAAGGGCAAUAUACUUUCCUGUCUCCCUGGUGGGAUGAAAUAUCCAAAUCGGCCCAGGAUUUGAUCUCACACCUUUUAACCGUCGAUCCGGAGAAGCGCUACACAAUUCGUGAAUUUCUUGCCCACCCAUGGGUUCAGAUCUCUGGCCCAACUCCCAUGGAAGAGAAGAAGAAGCCAGAAUUCGUUCUCCGUGCGUUUGACGCGUCCAAAUUUGAAGAAGCUGGGAAACGGUAUGAUUUCCGAUCCCCCGGCGCCGUCAACCUUCGUGAGGUCUUUGACGUGGGUUAUGCCGUGCACCGACAGGAGGAGGAGGGCAAGCGCAGACAACAAAUCGGUGUCAAGGGAGGCCAAGGAAAAUACCUUGGUGGUCUCAACGAGGAGGACGAGGAUGAGCACCAUAUGGAAAUUGACGGGCAGGGUGGAGAUCAGAAGCCACAACACGGGACACAGUCACUCGAGCAAAGCAUGAGGAAGACCAACAUCCGCGACCAAGAACAAGCACGAGGACGGGACCGUGAACGAGCCAAUGAGCGAGGCUACGGCCAGCACUCGGCUGCAAUCACUGCAGCCGCCAGGCAACAGGUACGAGAUCGCAAUCGGCAGAAGGGCCCAUUCGAGCUCAACCUGGGCAACGCCACCCUGCUGGGCAAGCGAGGGAAGAAGAUUCCUGCAAUGGAGGCUUAG